Molecule: messenger RNA, 3384 nt
Organism: Musa acuminata AAA Group (dessert banana)
Lineage: Eukaryota; Viridiplantae; Streptophyta; Magnoliopsida; Zingiberales; Musaceae
Product: probable xyloglucan glycosyltransferase 5
Exons: 5
Coding region: 897-3002 (701 amino acids)
Cellular component (GO): Golgi apparatus
Molecular function (GO): glycosyltransferase activity
Source: RefSeq, a predicted model, not a curated record
GAGAGAGAGAGAGGGAGAAAUGGUGAUACUUGUCUUGCUAAAAGACCUCUCACCAAACUUCCUACUUGUGUUACUGCCAUCCGCUGGUGCCCUGUCCUUGUCUCUUUCAGCAAGCAAGGAGAUGCAACACUGGAGGCUGUGCUGCCAUCUUUAACUUGCCUCCCCCAAAUCACUAAAAGAUGAGCUUGGAGUGUAGUCUCUGUAAAGCAUCCCACCUCUCUCACCGCUCUCCAUUUGCUAGUCAUUAAACAUCGCCAGCUGUUGCCUGAUUUAUUCAGUUCCCCUUUAGCUGAUACAGUUCAUGUUGGGAGAUCCACUACGGCGUUGUUGAGCUACUUGUACUGAGGUGAUCCUCCUCUCACCAUUUCCUGAGGCUUCUUAGAAGUCGCCUGCGAUCCUGAUAUGUUGGGAGUACAAUCUGUGAGUUGUCAUCUCUCUUUUUUAUCUCUUUUACGCAGAUAUAUAUAUGAGUGACAUGUAUUUGGUACGGGAAAUUGGCGGAGUAAAUACCGUCACAUUCCGCCCAUGGAUGCAUCAGGAAAGUUGAAAGGAAUGGAGCGUUUGCUUGUUCGAGACAAUGAAUAACACCCACAUGCAUUCGAGCUUUACAACUGCAGAUAACCUUCUCCUGUAUGUUGUUGCCUUGUGGGAGGGGAGGAAGACGACAUUUAAACCUGGCUCCUCUUGCUGUCUGCUCUCCAGUUCUCACUUGCAUUCGAUGUGGAAUGCAGGAAGCUGUGCUGAAUUCUUUGUUUCUUGCUUCAAAAUCAAAUUUUGAUGUUAGAAUUUGACGGGAUGCUCCAUUUCUAGAUUUUGGUCUGUCAAGGUGUCUUCUGGUCCACUGUUUUUUCUCCACUUUCUUGGGCUGGGUUGGGUUACCCUUCAGGAAGGUGGCAAUGGCUCCAAGGUCGGAUUUUUCUGACUGGUGGGUAAAGGAUUCGCGGAAAGGCACCCCGGUGGUGGUGACGAUGGAGAAUCCUAACUAUUCGGUGCUCCAGAUCGAUGGCCCCGAUGAUGAACAAGAAUCAUUCCGAUCCAUGGACAAGGACCGAGGGAAGAACGCCAAGCAGUUCACCUGGGUGCUGCUCCUCAAGGCUCACCGCGCCAUGGGUUGCGUCGCUUGGGUGGCGGCGGCACUCUGGACUUUGCUUGGCGUCAUCAAGAGAAGGCUGGUCUCGCGGCAAGGAGCGGAGGCGCAGAGCGACAAGCCUCGCAAAGCCAGGCUGCUGUUGAAGCUCUUGAGGAUGUUCUUGGCGUUGUCUCUAAUAGCUUUUGCCUUUGAGCUUGUUGCUUACAGAAAUGGAUGGCACUUCCCGAAGCCAAAUUUGCAUCUCCCUGAAAACUUGCACAUGCCAAAGAAGAUCGAGGUUCAAGGAUGGCUGCACUUGGCGUAUCUCUCGUGGCUCUCGUUCCGAGCUGACUACAUCGCCUACCCGAUUCAGAUACUGUCCUACAUCUGCAUAAUUCUGUUCAUCAUACAGUCUGCAGAUAGGAUGAUCUUGUGCCUGGGUUGCUUCUGGAUCAAGUUGAACAAGAUCAAACCAAGGAUAGAUGAGGAUCCAUUCAAGUCAGGUGAUGGUCCCGAGUACCAGUAUCCCAUGGUCCUCGUUCAGAUUCCUAUGUGCAAUGAGAGGGAGGUGUACGAGCAAUCGAUUUCUGCUGUCUGCCAAAUCGACUGGCCUAAAGACCGAUUGCUGGUUCAAGUGCUGGAUGAUUCCGAUGACGAAUCCAUCCAGUUCUUGAUCAGAGCAGAGGUUUCCAAGUGGAGUCAGCGAGGCGUAAACAUCGUCUAUCGGCACCGAAUGGUUAGGACUGGUUACAAAGCUGGGAAUCUGAAAUCAGCAAUGAGCUGCCACUAUGUCCGGAACUACGAGUUCGUCGCGAUAUUCGAUGCAGACUUCCAACCAGACCCUGAUUUCCUCAAGCUUACCAUCCCACAUUUUAAGGGAAAUCCUGAGCUCGGAUUAGUCCAGGCACGGUGGAGCUUCGUGAACAGGGAUGAGAACCUGUUGACUCGUCUCCAGUACAUCAACCUCUGCUUCCAUUUCGAGGUGGAGCAGCAGGUGAAUGGAGUCUUCUGCAACUUCUUCGGGUUUAAUGGGACUGCAGGCGUUUGGAGGAUCAAAGCAUUGGAGGAUUCCGGAGGUUGGCUCGAGAGGACAACCGUAGAGGACAUGGACAUUGCUGUUCGUGCCCACCUCAAGGGUUGGAAGUUCAUGUUCUUGAACGAUGUCAAGGUCCUGUGUGAAAUCCCAGAAUCCUACGAGGCUUACCGGAAGCAGCAGCACCGAUGGCAUUCCGGCCCGAUGCAGCUCUUUCGUCUAUGCCUUCCGGACAUCAUCGCUUCAAAGAUAUCUAUAUGGAAGAAAGCAAAUUUGAUCCUGUUGUUCUUCCUGCUGAGGAAGCUGAUCCUUCCAUUCUAUUCUUUCACAUUGUUCUGCGUAAUUCUCCCCUUCUCCAUGUUCGUCCCCGAGGCUGAGCUACCCGUUUGGGUGAUCUGCUACGUGCCUGUCCUCAUGUCCAUCCUCAAUAUCCUCCCUGCCCUGAGAUCUUUCCCUUUCAUUGUGCCUUACCUUCUCUUCGAGAACACAAUGUCCGUCACGAAGUUCAAUGCCAUGGUCUCGGGCCUGUGCCAGCUGGGGAGUUCGUAUGAGUGGGUGGUCACCAAGAAAACAGGCAGGUCAUCGGAGUCGGACUUGUUGGAGGCAGCGGAGAGGGAGUCGAAGAGCUUCGCUCUUCCGACGCUCUACAGAGGAGCAUCAGAGGGCGGACUCGGUGAGCUGAACAGACUGAAGGAACAAGAACAGAGAGCUGCCGCUACCCCUGCUGUCAAGAAUGCGAACAAGAUCUACAAGAAGGAGUUAGCUCUUGCGCUCCUCCUCCUGGUGGCCGCAGCUCGCAGCCUGCUGUCUGCUCAGGGAAUUCACUUCUACUUCCUUCUCUUCCAAGGUGUGUCGUUCCUUCUCGUGGGGCUCGAUCUCAUCGGGGAGCAGAUCAACUGAGAAGGUGAAGAAUGGUUGUGGUCAACCAUACAGAAGAGAAACACAAAGGCAUGCAAACUAUUAUACCAUAUGCAAGUAUCAGUCAAGAGAUUCCAAUCUAAAUACUAGUUCGUCAUCUUUGACACACUACACUGCAAAUUGCUGUCUCACAUUGGAGCAAUAAGACCAUAUAUAAGAUUCUUGUCAACCUCGUCAUCUCAGAUCUUUCUGCUACAUUCUUUUUUCUCAAUCAAUAUGUAACUUCUGUAAGGCCAUUUGUACUUGAUGACUGAAAAUUUUGGCUCCUGCAGUUCUUUUCAAAUGCUGACAGAGUUUGAAUGUUUUCAGAUCAUGUAAUUCUGAUGUGUAUAUUUGAGUUCAUUCAGUUUAUUCUACAGCCAAA